AUACAAGACUCUCAGUAGCCAUGUUACAGCCUUGAGGAGGCUGCUCGCGAGCGGUUCGCUAUAACAAAAUUUAAGUGCAACCGAGUGUAUGUAUCUCUUACAUCAUUGUUUAAAAAUUUUGCUUUCUUAAUUGUACGCGCCAAAUGCUUUCAUGCAAUUAAGUUAUAACUUUCGAGUGACGCUGUCCUUCAAUGACUCUCAUUCGGAGAAUGAUUCUCGGCAAUGCAAACGGUGUCGUAUUCCGACUCAUCACUGUGCCUCAAGGUCUCCGUCUUCGUCCACUCGCCAUCCCCAUAUCCAAUCCUGCGUCCGUACAGUCCUCUCGUUUUGCCUCAACUUCGAAACCCAGAAGUUCCACUCAGACCCGAGACGGCAAAAACUUCUUCGCAUUGAACAAAAGGAUCUCCCAUUUGAUCCGAACCGGUCACAUAGCCCAAGCCAGGGAAGUGUUUGAUCAAAUGCCUCAACGAAAUGUGGUGACUUGGAAUUCAAUGAUUACUGGGUACGUAAAACGCAGAGAGAUGGUGAAGGCGCGCAAGCUGUUCGACGAAAUGCCUGAGAGAGACGUUGUAACCUGGAAUUUGAUGAUAUCGGGGUAUAUAUCUUGUCGCGGGAGUAGGUACAUUGAGGAGGGGAGGAUUUUGUUUGAUGAAAUGCCAGAAAGGGAUUGCGUUUCUUGGAACACAAUUAUUAGUGGGUAUGCUAAGAACGGGAGAAUGGCUGAGGCGUUAGACCUUUUUAAUAGAAUGCCGGAGCAGAGUGUUGUUUCUUGGAAUGCAAUGAUUACUGGGUUUUUACAGAAUGGUGGCGUUGUGCAUGCGAUUGAGUUCUUUGAGAGAAUGCCAGACCGAGAUGGGGCUUCUCUUAGUGCGCUUGUUUCGGGGCUUAUUCAGAAUGGCAAACUGGAUGAAGCUGCGAGGAUAAUUAUCGAGUGUGGGAAUAAGGAUGAUGGAAGAGAAGAUUUGGUGCAUGCUUAUAAUACGUUGAUUGCAGGUUAUGGUCAGAGAGGACGGGUUGAAGAGGCACGAAAGCUUUUUGAUCAAAUCCCAUUUUCACACAAGAAGGGAAAGGAGGGCAAUGGGAGAUUUGAGAGAAAUGUUGUGUCAUGGAAUUCGAUGAUUAUGUGCUAUGUGAAAACUGGAAAUGUUGUUUCUGCCAGGGAACUUUUUGACCAAAUGGUAGAACGAGACACCUUUUCGUGGAAUACCAUGAUCAGUGGCUAUGUUCAUGUGUCAGAUAUGAAAGAGGCCUCUAGCCUCUUUAGUAUAAUGCCAAAUCCUGAUGCACUCUCAUGGAAUUCAUUGAUCUUAGGCUAUGCCCAAAUCGGUUCUUUAGAACUGGCUUGUGAUUAUUUUGAGAAGAUGCCCCAAAAGAACCUAGUCACUUGGAACUCCAUGAUAGCAGGGUAUGAGAAAAAUAAAGACUUUGUAGGAGCAGUCAAUCUCUUUUCUCGGAUGCAACUCGAAGGAGAGAAACCUGAUAGACACACUUUGUCUUCAGUUCUCAGUGUGAGUACUGGGUUGGUGGAUCUAAGUCUUGGCAUGCAGAUUCAUCAGCUGGUGACAAAGACGGUUAUUGCAGAUGUGCCAAUAAACAACUCCCUUAUAACAAUGUAUUCGCGAUGUGGUGCGAUAAAAGAGGCACAGACUAUUUUUGAUGAAAUGAAACUGCAGAAAGAUGUGAUCUCUUGGAAUGCAAUGAUUGGAGGCUAUGCAUCUCAUGGUUUUGCUGCAGAGGCUUUGGAACUUUUCAGUUUGAUGAAGAGGUUAAAGGUGCAGCCUACUUAUAUAACAUUUAUCGCAGUGUUGAAUGCAUGUGCUCAUGCAGGAUUAGUUGAAGAAGGCUGGAGCCAAUUUAAAUCCAUGAUUAGUGAAUUUGGCAUUGAGCCAAGUGUUGAACACUAUGCCUCCCUUGUGGACAACAUUGGCCGGAAUGGGCAGCUUGCGGAGGCCAUGGAUUUGAUCAAUAGCAUGCCAUUUGAACCAGACAAGGCUGUAUGGGGAGCAUUAUUAGGUGCUUGUAGAGUGCAUAACAAUGUAGAGUUGGCCCGUGUUGCAGCUGAAGCAUUAACGAGACUCGAACCUGAAAGCUCAGCUCCAUAUGUACUGUUAUACAAUAUGUAUGCUGAUGUUGGACAAUGGGAUGAUGCAGCAGAUGUGAGAUUAAUGAUGGAAAAGAAUAAUGUAAGAAAGCAUGCAGCCUAUAGUCGAGUUGAGUCUUCCAAUUUGUGAGGAUUUCCUGAGCUGAUUGCAUGAAGUCAGUUACUCAGAACCUCGGACCGGAAAGACAGCUGUGGGCUAACUGGGUAUGAAUCGGGUUAUGCAGACGCAAUGAGCUUCGAUGAAUAGUAUGAACACUUUUUCAGGUGUCAAUCUGCUGGAUAUGAAAGCAUACAUGUUGCUACCGUAAUGUUUAACAAGACCUUGCUGUUUCUUCGUAUUUGGCGUACAAGUCAGAGUAACUGACAUAAUUUUGAGAUCGGUGACGGAAACAGGAUCUGCGGUCUCGUGGGAGAAGCAAACUUAAAGGUGUUGUUGAUAUACAGAAAUGCAUCCAGAGAGUUCAAGAAUGUUUUUUGUACUCAUCAAGAGAUGGAAAAGUCUAAUGGGUCUCGGGUUUUGUUAACUUCGAUACUGCUCAGAGUAAUCUGGCCAUAAAUUUGUGUUAUAGGAGCAGUUUUAUGAAGUUUUCACCGGCCAGUCAGCUGUGUAUUUGCUAUUGUACUUUAAAAUGGCAUCAGAAAACGAGGUUGAUAA
Messenger RNA from Pyrus x bretschneideri (Chinese white pear), 2756 nucleotides. RefSeq names its product pentatricopeptide repeat-containing protein At1g62260, mitochondrial. Gene Ontology annotation, molecular function: protein binding; RNA binding. The transcript has 2 exons. Gene Ontology annotation, biological process: RNA modification. The record is from RefSeq and is a predicted model, not a curated record. Lineage: Eukaryota; Viridiplantae; Streptophyta; Magnoliopsida; Rosales; Rosaceae. Bases 192 to 2231 code for a protein of 679 amino acids.